GCUACGCUUUUUAAAAACCAAAAAUAGGUCCCAAAAAUUAGUUUCAUCAUAAUGACGUCUUCUCGGCAAAAUCUUCAUAAAAUCUGUCGCUAUCGAUUGCGUGGAAAUUGUCGUUUCGAUGAUUUAUGCCGAUACUCACACGAUGUGUUACAAAAUGACAACCUGAGGCCGCAGAUAUCAAACAAUGCGGAUGAAGUCGUGGGGCAUGCAAACAGGUACAGUCGGCCGAUGACCGGGGCAAAUGCAACAGAGGAGAUGAAGCUAUCCUUUGCAAUAGCCAAAUCCCAGGACAAGAUGUGCGGCAUUUGUUUGGAAACCGUCGUGAAGAAGAGGGGGCGUGAAUGUCGCUUUGGCAUCCUGCCUAAGUGCAAGCACAUAUUCUGUUUGACGUGCAUUCGCAGAUGGCGUCAGGCCGAGUAUAUCGAGGACAAUGUGAAGCGUGGUUGCCCCGAAUGUCGCGUCUUCUCGGAAUUCGUGUGCCCUAGUGCCUACUGGGUGGAUACAAAGGAGGAGAAGGACAAGUUGCUAAGCGAAUAUCGCGCGGCAAUGGGCGCCAAGGAUUGCAAGUACUUCAAUGGGGGCUUGGGCAAAUGUCCCUUUGGAACAAAUUGCUUCUACAAUCACCGUUCUCUGGCGGGUGAUAACCGCAUUCAACGGCAUUCAAUGGAGGAUGACGACUUUUAAAUAUAUUGAUUUUAAUGAUGACAUGACAUGGCAUGUGACCGGUCGAUCCCAUUUCUCAGUGACUCGAGCGAUACGUUCAUUUCAAAGCAAAUCAAAGAGAACAAAGCAACUUUUGUUAGACGGCUGAGGAGACACGGUUUAUAGACUUAGUCUUGGUCCUUGCCAGAGACUAUAAUGUACAACACUGAGCUUAAUAUAGCUUCGUUCAUCCACAUAUCGACCAAUUUAGUGCAUUACUAUCCCCAUAUAGCCGAAUUCAAGCAUUUAGCAAUAUAACCCUUACAAAAUAAAACAAAUACUCAAGCACC
Molecule: messenger RNA, 992 nt
Organism: Drosophila melanogaster (fruit fly)
Lineage: Eukaryota; Metazoa; Arthropoda; Insecta; Diptera; Drosophilidae
Exons: 1
Coding region: 52-684 (210 amino acids)
Biological process (GO): protein polyubiquitination
Molecular function (GO): ubiquitin protein ligase activity; metal ion binding
Source: RefSeq, marked reviewed